ACUGAAAGGUGUCAACAUGGCGGUCCAUUUAAACUUUUAGAGUUACUGCCCCUGAUCCCAUCGGAGAAUGGGAAUGGAGUGCAAUGCACAGCGUUAGUUGAAACAAAAUGACUUCAUUACCCGCAGAGGAUUUUACUCACAUGAAGAUAUGGAACAAUCGACAAAGUUGACGCAAUCUAAACUUGUAGCUACAACUGUUUUGGAACCAAAGGAUGACUUAAACGAGAGAUUCGAGCAAUGUUACAAUGUUGUUAACAAUAUUCGAAAUGGAAUGUCCGACAGGGAGGCAAAUGAUGCACUCAAUUCUUAUGUAUCAAAAGGCCCAUCUCAGCAUGAGGAAGUACAACUGGGUUUGCUAUAUGCAAUCCUUACUGACCCUGCAGCAUCUGUCAAGAGUUAUCGGGACAUGACUUUGAUCAGUAGAGAUGCUAUGUCCCUUGUCCUCAGACAUACAAACCAGUUGAUAUUUGAAAAAUGGUUGAAACUUCUGGACAACACCCGGGUUCAGGUAAUCUGGUUGGUGAGGGCACUUGUGAAAAGUUCAGUAAAUGGAACAGAAAGCGUUUGUCUCAGUCUACUCAGACAAAUAGCAGGUGGAGAUGUUUCUCAGAAGAAUAUUUGGCUGACAGAAAAUAUGCUUGAUGUAUUUACAGAAAAUAGAUCAUGGCUAGACAAGUUUCCGUCUCUGAUAGCUACUGUUGUGUACACAUAUCUACGUGUGAUUGAGGACCACAACGGACCAAUGUUUGUCAAUUUAAGACCACGGGAAGUGGAACUCUGUAUAAGUCUCUUACGAGAAAAGUGGACAGACUGUAUCCACAUUGGAAGAGACCUUGUCAGGCUGCUUCAAAAUGUAGCCAGGAUUUCAGAUUUUGAGAGAUUAUGGAAAGACAUGGUACAAAACCCUUCUGCAAUUCAUGCACAGUUCACAGGUGUUCAGCAGCUGAUGUUGAUGCGAACUUCUAGGAAGUUUUUAAUCAGUAGAUUAACUCCAGAUAUGGAGACUAAACUUGUAUUUCUCGUUACAAAGGUGAAAUUUGGGCAGCAUAAAAGAUUUCAAGAUUGGUUCCAGAGACAGUAUCUGUCGACCCCAGAGAGUCAGUCACUGAGAUGUGAUUUGAUACGAUAUAUAUGUGCAGUGUUUCAUCCUCCGAAUGAAUUAAUUUGCUCGGACAUCAUUCCACGAUGGGCAGUGAUUGGUUGGUUACUGACCACAUGUACGUCCAAUGUUGCUGCUACCAAUGCCAAGCUGGCUCUGUUUUAUGAUUGGCUUGUCUUUGAUCCAGAGAAAGAUAGCAUUAUGAAUAUUGAGCCAGCUAUCCUGGUGAUGUUCCACUCCAUCCGUCCCCAUCCUGCCAUCACAGCCACACUAUUGGACUUCCUGUGUCGGAUAAUGCCAAAUUUUAGCUUACCAUUGAAAGUUCAUGUGAAACAGGGGAUUUUUACAUCACUAAAAACCAUUUUAGACAAGAGAGUUUUGCAGUCUUUGUCUCCAUUAUUUGACAAUCCAAAGCUUGACCGGGACUUAAGAGCUUUAAUCAGAGAAAACUUUCUGGAAUUUUGUUCACAAGAAGUCAAAGAGGAGCCUCUUAACAACAAAGAUGUGAUUGAGAUUGACAAUGGCAACCAUGUAGACAACAAUCUGUCAGAUGACCAUGCUGCCUUCAGUGAUGAUGAUGAAGAUGUACCAAUAGGGAAAUUAAAGUUGUCAGAAACCAAGUUCCAGCCCAUACAGGACACACGUUAUCAACCGGUAGAUAUCACAGAGAUCCUUCCACAGCUGGGUGGUGACCUCCAGGACUUCACAGAACAGCUACAAGCAGAGAAGGAUCCAGAAAUCCAGUGUGAGAUCAUGGAUAGGAUAAUGCAGACAGUGCUAAACGAAGACGAAUUUGACCAUGAAACUGCCACACCACUGGCUACAUGUCUUUGUGAGAUCCUUAGCAGCCAUUUCAGCACGUCAAUAUUUCCUCAGGAGACAGAUGAAGAGUCUUUAGAAGAUUCAGUAGGUUCGCCAUUGUUUGUCAUGUUUAGAUUUUUAUGCACUCUAUCAGAAGAGGAUCCCAGUCGUCAACCGGUGCUGCAGUUAUUAGGGGAAAUGUACAGUAAACAACCAAGGAUGGGUUAUCACCUAUUGUACUUUGUUAAAGUCGGGAAAGUGAAUGAUGAGAAAAUGAGCUCCUAUAAAGAUUUCUGUAAAAGCCUUGACAGCAAAGAUCUGGAGUCAUGUCUGAUGUCAGACCUGAAGUUAGCACAAGAAGAUGACAUUAGACUAUUCACUUUCAUAAUGCCUGAUAUUUAUACAAAUUUCCCAAGAAUAGCUAUUGGUAACUCUGAAUUACUGAAUAUGAUAGUUUCUGCAAUUGAUGGAACACAGUUGCAAGAUCUGAUUUGUCAGAUUCUCCAGGGACACCUAGUUAUGUUCAGGAAAGAUUCCUUUUUGUCUGUUUUGAUCUCUAUACUUAAAUAUUGGGCCCAAGAGUUUGAGGACAAAUUGGCUGAUCUAAUCUUGUCUCAAGUUAACAAACUAAGCAACACCCCUAAAAAGAGACAAAGGACUGGAUCAACAGCCUCUUCAAAGAAAGAGAAUGCCAGUGUUGAACAAGUUCUGUCACACCUUGAUCACAUGCGACAGGUGUGUCGUAACAUAUCAUUUUUGAACAAUGAAAAUAUUCAGCAAGCUUUACAACAAAUACAGCAGUCUGCGAGUGAAUCUCUGAAGACAAGGUAUGGGGACCUCCUGGCCCUAGCAGAGGACAUUGAGGAUGUGAGAACGACACGGGUGCUGCGAGGACUUCCUGUUAGGAAAGCAGCAAGUGCUAGUGCUGCCAUGGGGAUAGAUAAUCGACUUGGUCGUGUCAAUAAAUCAAAGAAACAAGCUCAGGAUUAUAGUGAUAGUGCUACAGAAAGCAGUGAGGAUGAGGAAAUAAAACCAAGAGCAAAGAAAAGAAAGAAAGUGAUACCUGUUGAUGAGGAUAGCGAGUAGAACUUGUGAUAUCAGUGCCUCUGGUAUAAGGAAAUAUUUCUGAUAUUGUCGGAGAAGAACCCUGCUGCUAAAGACUAAGACUGGGGAUAAUCCUGUAUAUUUGUGGCAUAUGUUUCCAAAUAACUCAGUGACAUACAUUCUCAUCACUAGGUCAAUUUACCAUUAUCUUAAUCUUAAUAAGUAUUAAGGGUAGAUAUUGAUAGAGUGGUCACUGUAAUUCUUGCCUUGUACAUUGACAAACGGCCUUGAUGGUAGAAAAAGUCUAAUGACAUCCAUGGUGUCAGUGCUAGGAUUUCCAUAGUAGCAGUGCCAGGGAUGGCCCAGUGAAAGACAUCUUUAUCCCAGUAUCAAGCCAGGGAGUGUUUCAGCAGCUGGCAGCCUUGUCUAUUGUCUUUUCCAAGGUAUCAAUGCCAGGUAUGGCCCUGUGACAGAUGUCUUUAUCUCAGUAUCAAGCCAGGGAGUGUUUCAGCAGCUGGCAGUCUUGUCCAUUGUCUUUUCCACAAGGUAUCAAUGCCAGGCAUGGCCCACUGAUAGUGUCUUAUCUCAGUAUUAAGGCUAAGGUGGUCCAAUGAAUGCAACAUCAUCAUGGUAUCAGGAAUGAUCCAGCAUUUUUGUCCAGAUGUUUGAGGAUAACCUUGUUCUGCAGACAGUUGCGUUCUUGCCUCCUGAGCAGAAUUAUUGAUGGUCAUGGCAGUCCUUAUGUAUACCACUUAGCUAGGUAAUGUUACAGUUGUUUCUUAUUUGUCUGUGACACAUGAACUCAUUGUGGAGUAACACUACCAGUCUCCUGCUGAUCUGUUUUGGUGCAACUUCAUGCUGUGCAUCUUAUAGAAGAAAUGUAAACAGUGAAAUGUGAAAAUAUGUGAAAUUUUUUUUAAAUCAGGAAGAGUGUGAUUUUUUAACUGUCCCCAUAAACCAAGACAGAUGAUUGCGAUGUGUUACCUUGGAACUUUGACCAUGGAUAGAAAUAACUCGUGGAAACUGCGUAUAUUUGACUUUGGAACAUUGACAUAACAGUAACAGUAACCUUGUAUGUGACAUCGGAACUAACCUUUCCAUGGUGAUAUGUUCAGUUGUGUGGCUUUGAAACUCUGACCGUCAAUGGAGACAUUUCAGUUGAUCAUUUGUUAAAAUUUAACUUUUUAAAAUGUGGCCCUAUAUAUGUAUCCAUGGGGAUAUCUGUUGACCAAAAAUCUGUUUAGAUAGACAGGAAGAAGUACAAUUUAUAUGAACUUGUUUAAUCACGCGUGGACAGCAGCAACAGAAACACAGAGGCAGCAUCACACACAUUUUCAACAUAUUCAAUAUAAGUUUAUAAAUAUAUUCAUGUUAUAGACAUUUAGGUUUUGAAAUCUGGGCCUAGAGGGCCAAGUCUUUAAGUGUCUAGAUGUGGCGGCUGUCACAUCUUCCUUUAAAAAAUCGAACCUCAAUUGAUUGUCAACAAGGUUUGUUUUAAAUGUUUGUCUCAAUCCACUACAGAGCUUGGUUCAAAGUUUAAUCCUAUGGUAUACUUAUAAUAUACAUAACACCAUUUGGUUAGAAUUUGUGCCAUAUCCCUGUGGACUACAACAAUAAGAGGUAAUUAUUUUUUUUCUGGAACAGUCACUUGAGUUUCAACAUUAACCAGUUAUGUAUGAAAAAGUCAUUAAUGUGCACUGGAAAUAUUUUUGUUAAUACCUGAUAAUCAUAUCAUAAUUUGCAGUAUUUCCUCGUGUGAAAGGUUUAUAAAAGACUACUACUGGGCUUCUUUUUUCACCGUAUCUGGAUGUUUUCGUGUUUGUUGUAGAGAUAAAAAUCUUUCAUUUAACGUUCGAAAAUAGGUUACUUUGGAAACCCCUGUUGCAUGACUGUAUUUUAAAUAUCAAGUCUUAGUUGAUUUUGAAGCUUAAGAAGUUGUUAUUAAAGUGUUUCAAAUUUUUGAAAUAAUACAUUGAAUCUCUUUUGAUAGACGUGCUCUGUUUGUAUUACCAUGUUUGGUAAAGCAGAAUAUACUGUCCUUUAGUUUCUGGAUAAACAGAUCUAAAAAGAAAUACUUCUAAAAUGAGUUGAUAUAUGACCAUUUAAUGUUGCUAUAUGAUAUCCUCAUAUUCUCUUUGCAAAAGGAUUUUGGUAAAAAGUGCUUUGUAAAUAAGUAAAUUAUCACUAACAAAGCAUCAGUGUCAGCAAGGUGUGUGACAGAUAUGUGGACACCUAUAGACUACUUUGUAUAAACUGUAAAGGUGUUCCUUCACAUGUUGUGUACACAUGAUAGUAAGUGUUAUCUACAAGGAAGAAUGCUAUGAUACAUGUGUACAGAUGGAGUGCAGAGAACAACGUUUUAUAACAGAUCAAAAGGAUAAGUCACUGAAUGUUUUCAUGAACAAACACAUCCUGGUGGUCAAUUUACAGUGUACUAAUGUGAACAGUCCAUUUGUCUGACCAUAGAAUAUUGGUUGUCAAAGGUACAUCACUAGUUUGAUGUGGACAGACAUCAGUGUUCACACAUCACUAGUUUGGUGUAGACAGACAUCUGUGUUCACACAUCACUUGUUUGGUGUGGACAGACAUCUGUGUUCACACAUCACUAGUUUGGUGUAGACAGACAUCUGUGUUUACUCAUCACUAGUUUGAUGUGCACAGACAUCACUAGUUUGAUGUGGACAGACAUCUGUGUUCACACAUCACUUGCUUGAUGUGGACAGACAUCACUAGUUUGAUGUGGACAGACACCUGUGUUUACACAUCACUUGUUUGGUGUGGACAGACAUCUGUGUUCACUAGUUUGAUGUGGACAGACAUCUGUGUUCACACAUCACUAGUUUGGUGUGGACAGACAUCUGUGUUCACACAUCACUAGUUUGAUGUGGACAGACAUUUGUGUUCACACAUCACUAAUUUUGUAUGGACAGACAUCACUAGUUUGAUGUGG
Molecule: messenger RNA, 5894 nt
Organism: Ylistrum balloti
Lineage: Eukaryota; Metazoa; Mollusca; Bivalvia; Pectinida; Pectinidae
Product: integrator complex subunit 3-like
Exons: 30
Coding region: 149-2986 (945 amino acids)
Cellular component (GO): cytoplasm
Source: RefSeq, a predicted model, not a curated record